Messenger RNA from Candidula unifasciata, 1363 nucleotides. Lineage: Eukaryota; Metazoa; Mollusca; Gastropoda; Stylommatophora; Geomitridae. The record is from the annotation of a GenBank genome assembly.
AUCUGGUUCCACGAAAGUGAUACUCAAAGAACUAGAUAACUUCAGCAAACAACAACGAGAAGGGAGCAGCAGACGAUCUGCAAUUGUCAGCAGGAAGAAGAUGUUCGAUCCUGCCAGAUACACGUUUAAAGAAUUACAAAUCCCAUUCGAGACGAUGCUGACGCUGACCAAGCCAUGGUACGUGCGAACCGAGAAAGAAAUCGACAAGGUACUGUCUGUACUGCAGGCGUACAAAAGUUUUGUCCAGUACCCGCCCAUGUUCCAGAGAAGACUGGCCAGACUAGCCUGGUUCACUGAAAUAGAAGCCAACAAAUAUAUUAUUCGGGAACGUCACAUCGCCUCAGACUUCUACGUUCUUCUCAAGGGUAAAGCCAAGGAGGUCAGACUAAUCGGAAAUCCUUACUUCAAAGCCAAAUCAGAGAUGAGACAAACUCGCUUCAUUCGAAAAUCGGAAGCUUUCGGGGAUGAAAGUAUGUCGGACCCCGAGUGCCAGCGCGACUACUCCAUCAUCAGCUGCGAGCCGUGCUCCUUGCUAGCAGUCAGCGUCUACGACUACAACGUUAUGCUGCACACAAAGAAGGACAACGAGACGGCUCCAGAACACAUCUUGUUUAUCAGCCACCUGAAACUGAUGGACGACUUUCCCAAGAAAAAAUUGCUAGAGGAAGGUGACGAGAAUAUCACUAUUCAUUACUUCAGGCAGGAUUCUGUCAUCAGCAAGAACUUGAAAACCUGCAACUAUGUGUUUGUCGUAAGCAAUGGAAACUGUCGAGUCGUCUCUGAGAUUCCCCCAGAAAAGCCAGCAACAAGAUCUCAAGGUCGCAGAUACAACCACAUCCGAAGCACGAGCCAGGGAGUAUCCCAGCGGUCUAGCAUGGUGGACAGGGAUGAUAUCAAACAGAACGUCAACAAAAGGAUCAACUUCCACAUGUUCAACAAGGUGCCUCCAAAGAGCAGACAAGAUUCUACAGCACAGAAAAUCAACAAAUCGUUGGCGGGUGAAAUCGCCGAGCUACAGGAGAAAUCCAAGCAGAUCAUCAAGACCUUGCCGAGAGAAGUGAGACGCACCUUCACCAUGGAGAACUUCCUGAAAGCUGUGGGAAAGACGCAGCAGCAUGCACACGCUCAUCAGCCAGAAAGUCCACGAGCAACACUGUUUGGCCCCAGAGCCGUACACAGUUUCGCUAGUGCUAUCAGCCUAGACAAGUGGCCGACGUUACUAGAAGCGGAACAUUCGGAACCUAUCAGUCAGAAAAUCAGCGAAGAGAAAGUGGCCACCACAGAGAAAACCGCUGACAGCGAGAGUAUAGCGAGUACCUACACCUAUUAUGGGGAGGAAGAGGAAUCAGAGAAGUCUGUGUGA